This is a messenger RNA of Sporisorium graminicola, 1578 nucleotides long. RefSeq lists its product as uncharacterized. The record is from RefSeq and is a predicted model, not a curated record. The coding region runs from base 1 to 1578 and encodes 525 amino acids. Lineage: Eukaryota; Fungi; Basidiomycota; Ustilaginomycetes; Ustilaginales; Ustilaginaceae. The transcript has a single exon.
AUGUCUUCUCACACAACAAACACAGGUGAUGCGCAACCCUGGUGGUCGCCAAGCGAGCUGCUCGACCUGCUCUCGACAAUGACGCCGGACAGCACAGCACUGCCUCCGGUGGCUAGUAGCAGCAAAUUUCCGGUGUCUCAUGCCGAGAGCAGCAUGCAAGCAGUCGCUCCGUCCGAUUCGUCCAGCCAGCACACCCCUGCAGCGGACAGCGACAGUCUCUCUCAACACUGGCACCCGUGCACGGAAGGCGAAACGAUCGGUAGCUGCCUUGAAGCACUCGAGUUCCCAGUAUCCUACCGCGAUCUAGUGUAUCGAUGGGAAGAAGCUGGCUCGCCCACCUUGCUUUCGUUGCGCGUUCCGCUUGGCGUCCGCCUGCAGCUCAGCGCGGCGGACAAGGCAAACAGUAACAGCUCUCUGGACUUGCACACCAUCACCGAAAUGCAGGAGCGUGCUGUUAUUGCCGCACUCGAGGAUUGCCUUCGCAGCGGGUCCCUCGCAGCGCAGAGCCAGGUGUUUGUCAACUUUGCCUCCUACCUGGACAUCUACGCAUCGGUUCAUGCCGAGUUGCUGGCCUUGCAUGAGGCGUGGAAUCUGGAACAGCAGGCGAGCGCAUAUCAGAGCACAUGGCGGAGUCUUUUGGCUGCAUUUGACCGCGACCGUUCCAAGUGCUCUGUGCGCGAGUCGCACGACUGUCUGCACCAGCUGCUGUGGGGACAAGUAUCCGCUUGGCCUCUUGCCGAGAUUAAGCGCUGCUUCAAGGCAUACAAGAUGCGCUCUCCGUCGACAAAGUCUCGAUCAGCCAUUUCGAUGCCCGCGUCUCCUUUGUUUGGUAGGCAUCGUCGUGGCGCUUCCGCUCAGGCUUGGCAGGCUGGUGUCGACACACCGCAGACGCCAUACCUCUCGAGCAACAGCAGUAGUAGCAGUAGCUGCGGCAGUAGCGGUGCCAGCUUCAGAGCCCUCGGGUUGUCCCCAGCCGUUGACGAGUCUGCAUCGACGCUAGGCUCGCCACCCGUCACAUAUCCUGCAAGCACUUCGUAUGACGCUGUCUCGCCGCGUGCCAUGCUGCAAAAUACCAAGCAAUGGCCCGAGUCAAGUACACUGCUACAAGCCCUUCAAAGCAUGCCAGCUGAGCUUGAUGCUUUUACUGGCUCGCACCAGGCCAUCAAGCGUCGACACUCUCGUUCUUCAAGCUAUCCCACGCCGCCUAUGCAGUUGUCGCAACUGUACUCUGGUCUCACCACUUCGCAGUCGGAGGGUAUGCUCGACGCCGCCGCCCUCGGAUCGCCCCCGAGCAGAAAUGCCUUUGCGCUUGACACUCAGUAUACCCGCAGCCUCCAGGGUGUUCAAGACCAGGACCAGUGGCAGGUUGAGCCCACAGCCAUGUGGAUGCAGCACCAUCAGCUGCUGCUGCAGGAAGCGGCGGUGCAGCUCGAUAUGGCCGCGCAACUGCUCAGCGCAAAGGCAUCGAGAUUGCGCUCCUGCUCUGCACAGCAAGACCAGUGGCAUUCGCCUCAGGGAGACGGCUUUUCUCGUCCCUCGAUGCGCCGCCAUCAUACGACCGAUUCCACGCUGCAGUAG